Tigriopus californicus is the source of this 1648-nucleotide messenger RNA. RefSeq names its product fez family zinc finger protein 1-like. NCBI's taxonomy places the organism in Eukaryota, Metazoa, Arthropoda, Copepoda, Harpacticoida, Harpacticidae. Bases 233 to 1543 code for a protein of 436 amino acids. The transcript has a single exon. The record is from RefSeq and is a predicted model, not a curated record.
AAACAAUAACAACGUCCAAAGUGCCAAAGUGGUGCUGGGACCGAUGGGACAGACAGUCCCUGGAUGGACAGUUUAACGAAAGGUUCAUCUCGGGGGAGGGGGCUUACUCGCUGCCUGGUUGGAUUCAAAUGUCAAUGGUAGGACUUGAUACGAUGGGUGGAAUACAUGGGGCUUGGGGAGACAAGUGAAACGGGACACCAACGACAUCAUCAUCAUCAUCAUCAUUAUCAUCAUGUGGGUCAACGUGAAGAACACAGCUUGGACGUUGCUCCCGUUUGUGCGGAAAUGGGCCACGCAACCCGAAAACCAGAGCAACCUGCCCAUCUAUUGCUCCAGUCAAGCCGUCAUGCAUCUCAACGUGCUCAUCGUCCAGGCCCUUUGGCCCUACCUCAAGGACAUUCUCCUCGAGCACUUCCCCGAGUGUUGUCUCAUCCUGCCCGAGGUCAGUGGCGCCGAUUUGGCCCGACUCGUGUCCGACCUUCUCCAAGCCGCGCCCCCACCCCACCCGCCAGCCUUAGAUACCCACGGUCAGAUUGUCCGAGAUUUGCACAUUCCCCUGGAUCUCUCAUGCCCCCCACCAUGGGCUCCGCCCGCCCUCUCCGCGCCUGCGGCUCCCGCUCAUCGAGUCACGCGAUCUGCCCGUCCACGCCUAUCUAAGCCCGUUCUAGCCUCGCCCCGAAGCGUGGUAUCCUCCGCCGUCGCGUCCAUGGAGGGUCUUUCCUCGGCCAAUGAGGAUACUUUCCUGCUCUCCGACGUAGAUAUCGACUCUUUGAGCGAAGAGAUUCUCAAUGAGAACUUCGCCGACCAGAACGCCCGAUUAGUCUGUCUGAUUUGCUACAAGAUUUUUGGAUCCCAAGAGCACGUCAAGUAUAAGGAACACAUGACUCAACACACGCAGCUCGAGCUCAAGCGGGUCCCGGUUCGAGCCCCGCCAAUUCGCCCCACUACGCCCCUCUCCCCGCCCCAAGGCCAUUUCGUUUGUGACACGUGCGGUCGCGCAUUGGCCACCCAAACGGCGUUGACCAAACAUCAACGAUCGCAUGCUGCCCUGCCCUCCACCUCACAUCAAUGCGAUCAGUGCCACGUCUCGUUUAUGAACCGGAAGGCGUGGCAGAGUCACCUGAAAACCGGCUUGUGCCGAGUCCAGUCACGCACCUGUGAGGUGUGUCAAAAGGUGUUGGUGGACAAGACUCGCCUGAGCAUUCACAUGCGAAUCCAUUCGGGUCACAAACCGUUCCAGUGUCCUCAUUGUGCCAAAAGAUUCUCUCAGAAACGAAGCCUGACCGAACAUGAACUCGUCCACGAGAAGAUCCGUCGUUUCAAGUGUGGCGUUUGUGACCGGAGCUUCGUCCAAAAGAACCAUUUCAAGUAUCACAUGGCCAGUGUUCACAAUCAACUUCCCGAGGGUCAAGAGAGCCCAACUCAUUCGUGUGGUCUUUGUGGGAAAUUCUUUGCUUUUCAGUUUCAGCUCAAAAAGCACGAGGAUAUCCACGUGAAGAAACUGGAAGGACACUUCCAGGCGCUCCAGGAAUUGAAUCAAUGAAAGGCGGGACGCGAUCGAGGUGUUCACAAAUACAUAUUUUAAUAGAAUAUCAACUAUCAUAUGCAUAAAAUAGCUAAUGGGUGUGAAGCACGCUUUUUUGACAAA